UGAAUGACAUUGAACAAUAAGAUAAGAGAACUUAUCUAGCCUAAAAUGAUGAUCACACUGGUGCCAUAAUGUUGACAUUAAUAGUUGUGUUAAUUUUCGUCUCUUUAGAUGGCUGUACUGCGAAUGAUUUUGACAAACUAUCUCAGUUAUUAGUGAGAGUGGAGAAAUUAGAAAAUGCUGAAAAUAAACGAAAUCUUGUGGUUAAAGAACAAGAGGUACAAAUACGUCGUCUCCAGCUAGAAGUGCUCCAGGAACGCACUGCACACACUAGAUUUGAAGAAAUCAUUAAUGACGAGAAACUGAAAAAUGAAAACCUAGAACGCCGCUUGAAUGACCAGGAGAAACACAUCAAAGAACAGAACGCUCUUAUCACAAAGUUAAACAACCAAUUCAUGCAGACAAACGUCGAAACGCUGAUGGAAGAAAAGAAGAAACGGUUUCUAGCGCAAGACUUAGAGACAGUUGCCUUUCAUGCGACCCUUGAUCAAGACUCCGGUUUGGAACACAUUCAUGUUGGAUCUACUAUUCCUUUUCCGAACGUGAAACUAAACAUUGGUGGUGGCUACAACAACGUUUCAAGUGUCUUUGUUGCACCAACAGCUGGUCUUUACAUCGUUUCAACAUCCAUUUCCAGCUACUGGAAUGACAAGGGCGAAUUACAUGUAGGGAUCAUGAAGAAUGGAGUGUACGUAGCAGGGGCUACGUUGAUGAUAUCGGCGGUCCACCGGAGCAGGGCUCUGUCACCAUUGCUCUGCUUCUAGAUGUUGGAGAUCAGGUUUGGGUUAAACACGUGGUACAUGACGACGGAGCUCUUUAUGGUGGCGGGCUAACAAGUUUCAUGGGUUGUUUGAUAUUUGCAGCGUAAAAUACUGUAGUUAAACAAAGAAUAAAGUUUUUCUCCUUAAA
This is a messenger RNA of Ruditapes philippinarum (Manila clam), 906 nucleotides long. RefSeq lists its product as uncharacterized. The transcript is spliced from 3 exons. The coding region runs from base 69 to 761 and encodes 230 amino acids. The record is from RefSeq and is a predicted model, not a curated record. Gene Ontology annotation, molecular function: protein binding. NCBI's taxonomy places the organism in Eukaryota, Metazoa, Mollusca, Bivalvia, Venerida, Veneridae.